Molecule: messenger RNA, 624 nt
Organism: Nicotiana tabacum (common tobacco)
Lineage: Eukaryota; Viridiplantae; Streptophyta; Magnoliopsida; Solanales; Solanaceae
Source: RefSeq, a predicted model, not a curated record
GUUUCGGCUUUCCUUGACAGGUCACAACUUGGUUGGAGAUGAAUAAGAUGUUGAUGCCCAAUGGUCGGCUCAUGGUGAAUUGUGGUGCUGCUACCAAAGAAUGGUCUAAUACUUCUUCUGAAAUGAUCCAACCAGAAAUUUCCGAAAAGGAUGAUCCUAGGGAACUUAACGCAACUAUCAACGCAUUAUGCAAGGCAUUUCCUGGGCAGGUAAGCUGGAAAAAGUUGCCAAAGAGAGCAGGAGAAAAUUUUCUUGCGCUGACAGGACCAUUACCAGAUUUGGCUAUUUGGUCUGCUCGUUUCCCGGAUCAAUUAAGCUCAAGUGUUAAAGAAUGGAGAAGUUGCAUGCCUUCGUGAUUUUUGACAAUGGAACUUGAUUAAGCUGUCCUUCGUGCCAAUAGAAAAGGUCCUUUGCAGCCCCCCGCCCCAUUCCCAAUUUUCAGCUAGAUUCCAAAUUUCCAGUAGGUGGGCUGUUUUAACAAAUACUAUGUCUUCCCGUAUAGGAGUUCCUUUCCAGGUUUUUAUUUUCGUGUAAGUGAUUGUUUUAUCAAAAGGAAAGCAAAGGGAUGCAACCUGUAUAUAUUGGCCCACAGGCAACCAUCAGACACUACCUAGUCACCCUUAA